AUGGCGUCUCCCUGUUCACGCCAGCUCAUGCGGGCUCCUCUGCGCCCGCGCUUCGCUACCCACACAUGCCCCAAUGCGCGCCUCUCGGUCCCCUCACGCACCUUCUCGUCGACCCGCGCAACAUGUGACAAGCAGAACUUCCACCGCAAAGAGUCGUUCCGGUCCCGGCUCAACGCGGCGCUCAACAAGACCAAGAUCAAGUGGGAGCCCAUCCCGAUAGCCCUGGGCAUUGGCUUCCUCGGCGCAUUCCAGCUGUACCGCAUACAGCGCAGGGAAAAGCACACAGAGGUCGAGAGGCAGAAUGGCGACGAGGGCGCGCCAGACAGCCAGGGCCGGCCCAAGAAGCGCGAGAGGAUACGGCCGAGCGGGCCAUGGACAGUCCAGGUCAUGUCCACGCUGCCGCUCAAGGCUCUCUCGCGCGUCUGGGGGCGCUUCAACGAGAUCGACAUUCCCUACUACCUCCGCGUCCCCGGCUUCAAGCUCUACUCGUGGAUCUUCGGCGUCAAUCUCUCCGAGGUCUCAGAGCCUGAUCUCCAUGUCUACCCCAAUCUCGCCGCCUUCUUCUACCGCACCCUCAAACCCGGCGUCCGCCCUCUAGAUCCCAACCCCAACGCCGUCCUGUCCCCCGCAGACGGCAAGGUCAUCCAAUUCGGCACCAUCGAGCACGGCGAAGUCGAGCAAGUCAAGGGCGUGACAUACAGUCUGGACGCCCUCCUAGGCUCCACCAAGCCAAGUACGCCCGCCCAGAACGUCGCAGGCUCGCAGGUCAUUGCCAGCGAGCACGAAAAGACAGCCAAGGACGAAGAAGACACGGUCCGUGCCGACGAGGAAUUUGCCAACGUGAACGGCAUCUCCUACACUCUCCCCAACCUGUUCUCGGGGCCAUGGCCAAAAGGCGGAAAACCAGCCGAAAUGCCAACCGAUCAAUCUACCGCACCAGCCGCCUCUUCAGAAGCUGAGGUUCGCGCAGAGAUGGCCCUGAGUGAAGCUGAGCGCCCCUGGUGGGCUCCCGCGUCUCAGAAGACACCCACAGCACUCUACUACUGCGUCGUAUACCUCGCACCAGGAGACUACCACCGUUUCCAUUCUCCCGUAUCGUGGGUCGUCGAAUCGCGUCGCCACUUCGCUGGUGAACUGUACAGCGUAUCGCCAUACCUGCAACGCACCAUGCCCGGCCUGUUCACAUUGAACGAGCGCGUCGUGCUACUCGGUCGUUGGCGAUGGGGUUUCUUCUCCUAUACACCUGUCGGCGCAACCAACGUCGGCUCCAUCAAGAUCAACUUCGAUCGCGAACUCCGCACCAACAGCCUCACCACCGAUACUGCCGCCGACCGUGCCGCCGAAGAAGCUGCUGCGCGAGGUGAACCUUACUCGGGAUUCGCCGAGGCCUCUUACACCUCAGCUAGUCGCGUAUUGGGUGGUCACUCUCUCAAGCGCGGUGAAGAGAUGGGUGGUUUCCAGCUGGGAAGCACCAUCGUACUGGUCUUCGAGGCGCCAAAGGGCUUAAGACCCAGUCUUGACGAGGGCUUCACUGGCACGGAGAGGAAAGGCGGGUUCAAGUGGAAUAUUGAACAGGGGAUGAAGGUCAAGGUCGGAGAGGCCUUGGGAUAUGUGGAAGAGGUACAACAAUAG
Alternaria postmessia is the source of this 1632-nucleotide messenger RNA. RefSeq lists its product as uncharacterized. The record is from RefSeq and is a predicted model, not a curated record. Gene Ontology annotation, cellular component: mitochondrion. Bases 1 to 1632 code for a protein of 543 amino acids. Gene Ontology annotation, molecular function: phosphatidylserine decarboxylase activity. Lineage: Eukaryota; Fungi; Ascomycota; Dothideomycetes; Pleosporales; Pleosporaceae. The transcript is spliced from 2 exons. Gene Ontology annotation, biological process: phosphatidylethanolamine biosynthetic process.